UCUUCAUGCCUGUCAGAGUGGCUGGAGGCAGUGGCGGCUCUCAGGGCUGGGUUGUCAGUCAGUGUGAGGUGGGGGAAGAUGGCUCGCCGGGACCCAGUCUGCUAGGAAGAAGGGGGGCAGGUGGUGCUGCUACUCUGGAGGAAGCACAGCCCCGCCGUCGUGGUGGCUGCAAGCCGCUCAGGUCAGGUCGAGGUUCCGCAGUGGAGCUCCAGUAGCCACUCUGGAGAAAAGUGGUGUUUCAGGAUGACGAAUGUGGCAGUGAUGUGCAUGGUGCAUGCAGAAGGAAGGAACCACGGCAGGGAGGCUUCGUAACCAGCCUAUGUCAGAACAAUAAAGGCCUAGACUCAGAGUGUUGCUGUGGAGAUGGAAAGCAGAUGAUUAAAGGCUUGGAACAGAUGUGGCAAGAUGUUCACUUCAGAGAGAGGGGUUGUGGAAGAAUGGUUAUCAGAAUUUAAGACCCUGCCAGAAACAUCUUUACCACAUUAUGCCACAAAUUUGAAAGACAAGAGCUCUUUAGUUUCAUCUCUCUAUAAAGUUAUCCAGGAGCCACAAAGUGAGCUGCUAGAACCAGUCUGUCACCAGCUCUUUGAAUUCUAUCGCAGUGGAGAAGAACACUUGCUUCGAUUUACACUGCAGUUUCUCCCAGAACUGAUUUGGUGCUACCUUGCAGUCUCAGCCAACAGAAAUGUGCACAGCAGUGGGUGCAUUGAAGCUCUUCUUCUAGGGGUUUACAAUUUGGAAAUAGUUGACAAACAGGGACACAGCAAAGUAUUAAGUUUUACAAUUCCAUCUUUAUCCAAACCAUCUGUAUAUCAUGAACCUUCCAGCAUUGGGUCCAUGGCUCUGACUGAGAGUGCACUCUCCCAGCAUGGGUUGUCAAAAGUCGUGUACAGUGGACCUCAUCCUCAAAGGGAGAUGCUCACAGCCCAGAAUAGGUUUGAAGUGUUGACAUUCCUUUUAUUGUGUUACAAUGCUGCCUUAACCUAUAUGCCCAGUGUUUCUCUUCAAUCGUUGUGUCAAAUUUGUUCAAGAAUCUGUGUUUGUGGAUAUCCUCGACAGCAUGUAAGAAAAUACAAAGGUGUAAGUAGCAGGAUACCAGUUUCUUCAGGAUUCAUGGUGCAAAUGUUAACAGGAAUUUAUUUUGCCUUAUAUAAUGGAGAAUGGGAUCUAGCUCAAAAAGCAUUGGAUGAUAUUACAUAUCGAGCCCAGCUAGAAUUAUAUCCAGAGCCAUUACUGGUCGCUAAUGCUAUAAAGGCUUCAUUGCCUCAUGGUGCCAUGAAAUCUAAUAAGGAAGGCACAAGGUGUAUUCAAGUUGAAAUCACACCAACUUCCUCUAGGAUAUCAAGAAAUGCAGUAACCAGCAUGUCAAUAAGAGGUCAUAGGUGGAAAAGACAUGGAAAUACAGAAUUUACAGGUCAAGAAGAACUGAUGGAGAUAUCUGAAGUUGACGAGGGAUUUUAUUCCAGGGCUGCCUCUAGUACCAGCCAGUCGGGUUUAUCAAACAGUAGUCACAAUUGUAGUAACAAGACAAGUGUAGGAAAGAACCAGAGACGGUCAGGAGGAAGCAAAACUGGAGGAAAAGAAAAAGAAACUACAGGGGAAUCUUGCAAAGAUCACUUUGCUCGAAAACAAACUCAGAGAGCCCAAAGUGAGAAUCUUGAACUUCUCUCUUUGAAGAGACUAACUUUAACCACCAGCCAGUCCCUACCUAAGCCUAGUAGCCAUGGUUUGGCUAAGACGGCAGCGACUGUAUUUAGUAAAUCCUUUGAACAAGUCAGUGGUGUCACAGUCCCACAUAACCCGUCACCUGCUGUUGGUUGUGGGACUGGGACAGAUGCCAAUAGGUUUUCUGCUUGUAGUCUCCAAGAAGAAAAGCUUAUUUAUGUUUCAGAAAGGACUGAACUUCCAAUGAAGUAUCAAGCAGGUCAGCAGAGACCUCCUAGUAUUAGCAUUACUCUGUCCACAGAUUAAUUUGUAACAUAGUUUUCUUAUAUCCAGUAAAUAUGGAAAUAUGACUGCUCCUUAAUGAAAGUACCCUGGUUCUUUCAUGCCUGUUCCUAACAUGAGCCCUUACAUUAUGAAGGUUCCCUUGAUCCUGAUGAAGGGAAAAUGCCUAGGUUAGUGAAGGGGAGUAAUGUCUAGAGUUGCAGCAAGUUGAAAUAUGGUUUUGUUAUUUCUUGGUUUGCCCUCUCCUCAAUGUUACUGUUAUCCUAAGAUUGUGGUGUGGCAAUAAAUAUUGGCAGGUUGUCUAAUCAAGUUGGUUACAUCUUCUGUGACAUUUUGAGUUUGUUUUUAAUACCUUCUAUUUUGGUAGCUGUGUGUUUGCCCUUCGCAGUUAAAGGGCAUCUCCACGUAAGGAAACUGGCUUAUAAAGAUGGGACAGAGGAGCAAGUUCAGGAAUUCCACAGCCGGCCUUUCAGCCAUGUACCUGGAAAACAGGUACAUGCAAAAACCAAAAUGCCUACUGUGAAAAGUGCUGGUAAAAACCGCUUGUAACCAAGUCAUCUUUAAGAUUAGAACAGUUUGUUCAAAGCACUGGAAAAUGGCUGCCCAACUCACAGAUGUGUUUUCAUGUGAUUAUUAUGUGGUUCCAGGAGAUGGGCAGGGACAUUUUGUUGAUAUAUUUGGAACGUUUUUAAUAUCAAAACUCAGAUUGCUGGCAGAUAAUGUUGUUAUAAACUGUUUGAUCUGGGUUUAGCAGGUGAAAAUUCCUUUAAAUUCCUAAGGUAUAAUAGGCCAUAAAACUGAUCCUGCUGCUGGACUUUGGAAAUCCUAAUUAGGUUGGAUUCCUAUAAUUCAGAGCACACAUCACUGAAGACUUCCUGGAAAUCAUUAUAAAUCUUGCAACACAGCUCUCAAGAAACCAUUAUCAACUUCAUAAUACUGAAUUGUUUAUCUGCAAAUGAAGGAAAUUAGAUAAGUUUUUCAUCUGUAAGAUGUCAUGAAAGAAAAUAUAUAGUGAAAUAUAGACAAAGGACAUUUAUAUAUUAACUAAUUUAGAGUUGUUUAUGUCUGUCUUAAAUAAAUAUGAAAAAAUUAAAUGUAUUUCUUGAUUGUGAAAAGGCCUAUUUUAAGUGAGUUUUUAUGAUAUGGGAAGAAUAAUCAUUUAUCCUUAAUGAAGAAAGGCAGUCAGGCAGAAGCUAAGUAAACCUGUGUGUAGCUACAGAAGACCAUGGACCCUCUAGGUAGAUGUAAAGGUUUGGUGUUUGGUGUUUGCUGGUGGUAGCCAUUUCAGCUAUGGUUGAGGUUUUCUGUAGAGCAAGUAUGCUUAAGCAGUAUUUCAGAGAGAGAGAGAAAGGAGUAGGGAGAGACUGGGGAGCAGGGCUGAGGAUGAGGGUAGGUGGCUGGAAGGAAGGCCUUGGAUGCUGUACAUUUCUUGAAUGCUUUUAUUUUUAGUACACAGUGUUUUCCUUAUUCAUGGUUCCUAGCCAUGAUCACAAAGAAAACAUGCCAGUGUUCCCCCUUGUGCAUGUUCAUGCACAGCUCAAAUAUAGUAUGUAAAAACUUAUAUAUGUUGAACAGUGUCAGGCAUUUACACUACAGUUUUAACCAUGACUGCUUUGCCCAAUAUUUCAAAAAUCAUGAACUAGUUCCCACUCAUUAGUCUUGUAUAUAAUGUGGUUUUCACCACAAAUUUGGUAUUUUUAAUUUUAGUAAGAGAAUGGAAUAAGAUCUGUUUGCAUAAAUGGUGGUCAAAAACUGAAAGGCAAUUAAAUAGAGUUGAUUUUGUAUUAAUUUAAUAUUAACCUUGUGUUGUACAAUUUAAAAUAUGUAUAAAAUAUUACUGUGAAUUUCCUAUUGUCUUUUCCUAAUUCUUUAACAAAAUUUCUCCUACACAGAGUUACUAACAAUAUUGACCUUAUGGUAUUAAGAAGUAAGUUAUAAAAAAAAAGAAGUAAGUUAAAAUAUUUGAAUCAAGAUGCUUAGAAAUGUAGAGUAAAUUUGAAGAAACGUUAGGUGGUACAGACAAGAGAGCAGAUUUUGGUAUCCUACCACUGUAAGGAAACCUGAUUUUGGUAUUAUUUUAGCCUUUUCUAUUAAUAUGGACCAGUAAGUCUGAGGACCAGUAAGGCAAAUUGGCAUCAUUUGACAUUUUGGUAAAAAGGCAAGAUUUCAAGACCAUGCCAUGUGAAUCAAAAUUGGCAUUUUAACAAGAUUCUCAAGUGGUUUUUAUGCAUGUUAAUAUUUGAGAAAAUAGUAUCAGUACAAACAAAUUACUUGUCUAAUAUGUAGGAUUCUCAAUAGUUUCAUAACCCUAGAUCAAAUAAAUAUUUAAUAUUAAAUAUUAUUAUAAUCUUUAUUGUUUUGACAGCUAAUUAACUUUUUAAUAGCACUGACUCAUCACUUAUCUUCUGAUUCUGAAUACCUAAUGAUCCUUAUUUAUUACUGUGAUAAAAAUGUAAAUUUUAUAUUUUUCUUGUUUGUUAUAAAUAAAAUCAGAAGUGUAGAUACCCGUAAGUUUAAGUAUGUGAGGUUAUACCUUUUGUACUUAAACUUUUAUACAGUGCACAACAAAUUUGCAUGUGUGUAUUCUUUGUUUUCAGGAUUUCUUACUCAGUGGGGGUGAUUCUGAAUUUUUCUUGAAGUUAUUCGCACUAAUUGGUUUUUUGUACUAUGGAAAUAACAAUAAAAUUCUUUUAUAGUACCUUUGAUACUAUUUCAAAUAAGAAUUGUACAGUGACAAUUUUUAUUACAACUAUGAGAAUUAGAUGAUACUAACUGUAGCAACAAUUGUUAUUGACCUUAUGACUCCCUAGUCACUUUUUGUAAGGUGAGUUGGCUUUUUUCUAGGUCAUAUUCCUUUAAAGACGCUGAUGAUCUCAGGCCUCCUGUGUAUCCAGAAUAAUACCUUUUAUCAAAAGGAAGACUCCACAUAAAACUCUAGUUAUGCCCCAUAGUUGAGAGGAUGUGAGCAGAAAGUGCAGUUCUUUUCCACAUUUUAAGCCUCUAAGGAUUCUUGAAAUCACCCAGUCCUCCUCCUGAAUUCCAGCUGCCUGAAUGUUCCAGUGAAGCUGGACCCAGCACUGAGCUCUUGGGACCCAAGUUGGGAGAGAAGCAAAGUACACUUUUCAGGGGAGGGUCGCAGAGUACUUAGGACAAAGCAUCAUUCUCUCUCUAAAGCCACAAGAAAGCGCCUUGGAGUCCCUUGUUCCCCAUUGUGUAACUUUCUAAGGCAAAUUAUAUAGACUUGAAGAAUAGAAAUUUUUAGUCCUUAAAUGACUGUUUGGUUUUUUUUUUUAAAAAGCAAUAUUUCAUUGCCUUUUUCAAUUGUGAAACAACUGUUCACUUUUUUAAAAGUUAAAUAAGAGAAAUACUUUUUAAAACCAAAAUAGAUCAAAAUGAUCCCAGUUUUACGGGAUUUUGCCUAUUUUGGAAGAAUAAAACUAAACUGUUCAAGGUCUUAAUUCAUGAGGAAAAAUGGUACUGCGAGAAUUAGGUAAGGCAGUUUAAUGUUUGCAUCUAUAGGAAUAAUAAAUCUGUACUAACGGAAAGCACAUUGAAGGAAAUAUGUAUGUUAAAUAAUGUAAUUGAAAAAACUACAAAAAACAAUGUAAAAGGCAAAUAGAUUUGAUAGGUACUUAAACUAAGUGUUGUAGAUAGAAAUUAAUGUAUAAUAGUGUCUUCCUAAUCUUUGGAUGAAAAAUUAAUACCCUCUAGUCCUUCAGUUAGCAUGGAUUUAUAUUUUUAGAUUUGUUGCUUAGUGAAACUAUACUUAAUAUAUUGUUAUUCAAAUUUUAAUAUUGUGAAAUUCUUCACGAAGUAUAUUGUCUUUGUAACUUGUAUGUAUCUAAUGAGUCUAACAGUGAACAUUUUUGAAAAUGUUUUUGUGUUUUUUAUAGUGGAGUUCUAAGAGCACCUGUGUCUUAAUAUAAAGUUUUGACUAGAAAACUCAAGAUCUAUUUCAUAUUCUGUUAAAUUCUCUCAGAUGAAGCUUGUUGUGUACCUCUUCUAGUCAUGUAGUGAUAUUAAUCUUUUCCUGAUAAACAUUCUUGUUUCUAGCUGUAUUCCUAGUGUUUACAUUCCUGAAGAUUGAACAUGACUGAAUAUUUUUACAUGUUCUGUACCCUUUUAAGGAUAUAGAAAUAAACUGGAGUUUAGUCUUUUGAAGUUUUGUACAUUUGUGUAAAUGUUCUCCAUAUGCAGUACUUUAUACAGUAAGUGUUGCCUGGUAUUAUUGAAAUAAAAAGUGAAAAAUA
This is a messenger RNA of Cavia porcellus (domestic guinea pig), 6197 nucleotides long. It is a transcript of the gene Hycc1, whose product is annotated as hyccin PI4KA lipid kinase complex subunit 1. NCBI's taxonomy places the organism in Eukaryota, Metazoa, Chordata, Mammalia, Rodentia, Caviidae. The record is from RefSeq and is a predicted model, not a curated record. The transcript is spliced from 12 exons. Gene Ontology annotation, biological process: protein localization to plasma membrane; phosphatidylinositol phosphate biosynthetic process. Gene Ontology annotation, cellular component: plasma membrane. Bases 406 to 1971 code for a protein of 521 amino acids.